Pogoniulus pusillus (Red-fronted tinkerbird) is the source of this 5387-nucleotide messenger RNA. It is a transcript of the gene RFTN2, whose product is annotated as raftlin family member 2. Lineage: Eukaryota; Metazoa; Chordata; Aves; Piciformes; Lybiidae. The record is from RefSeq and is a predicted model, not a curated record. The transcript is spliced from 10 exons. The coding region runs from base 325 to 1848 and encodes 507 amino acids.
UGGAAAAUCUCUGCUAGUUCCUCGCAGCUCUAACAUUGCUGUGAAAUCAAGGCUGCUCUCACCAAGUUGGUAGCCUGAAAUCAUCUCGGGUUUACUGUUUCUAGAUUAAAGAAAUGAAUGGAAAGUACCUUCGCUUCUUGUCUGGGGAACUGAAAUUCUUCUGUGUUUGGAUUUACAGCUAAUAGAAAACAAAAAUCAAAGGGAGUUUUUGCUACUUUUUUUUCUUUCCCUCCUGUAGUGAGAGCAACAGAUUGUGCUCCACCACCCCCCCACCACCCCCCCCCAAAAUCUUUUCCUGACAUUUAAUCGUUUGCAGAUCUUGCCAUGGGGUGUGGGCUGAGAAAGCUGGAAGACCCAGAUGAUAGCAGUCCUGGAAAAAUCUUUUCUACUUUGAAGAGACCGCAAGUUGAAACAAAGACGGAUUCUGCUUACGAAUAUCUCCUGCUGGAUUUUACUUUAGAAGCUUCCUCAAAUCCAGAAGUGGUCAAGAUCAGUUCUGUGUUGGAGAUAGCAUCCAAGGUGGAAGAAUAUUACAGCAAAGGCUAUGUUGUGGGAGCUGUUCAUCCUGUCAUGCUGCCCACAGGACACAGGAGGAACUUCCCUGCAAGUCACAUGUAUCGAGUGGUGCUUUCAAGGCUGAAAUCCAGCCAGAAGCAUGCAGCACCCAGAGGACAAAGGCACCCCAAGCUGGUGAUCGAGGAAUGUCCUUUAAUGUGUGAAACACUGACAAAUGAGGUAGUGAAAGAACUGUUAGAAAAGGUUAACGCAGCUGCUAAAAGCGGGAAGAGGUUUGUGGGAUUUGUAACACAGUGUCUUCCACAACCUAAAGCCUGCAAUGGAACUGGCACAGAUGGAACUGCAGAGCUGGAAUCAACGCUGGGCAGAAGGAAUAGGGAACACAGAAGAAAAGAUUCUGAUGAGAACUAUAAAAACUGGAAUGAAGGGACAUUGAGUGGUCACUCGUCUGAGAGUGGAAUAGAGGAGGAAAUGCAAGGAGAAAGCAGUCUGUUACAGGAUGCAGAGUUCCAGUUUGGAAGAGAAUUCAACCCUGUUAAACCACGAAAAGGAGAUGACAAGCUAUAUACAGUCUUCAAUGUUUUUGAUGAUGAUUCUACCUGCUGGACCUACCAUGAAGGCACUUUCUCUAUGAAAGUAACAAGGAAAGGGCCAGUCAUUAGUACACUGGAAGCAGACUGGCUAGAAUUAACCACAUUUUAUUAUAAACAAGGACUGUCUUUAGUUGAUUCUGUUGUGCACUGGGAAACUUGUAAAGGGGACUACUUGCCCAAAUCUUUAGAAGGGUUGUUUAUCUACGAAGAAGAAAGUGCUGGGGUUCCAGGCUCGAAGAGGAGAGGAAAUGAUGCAAUAGUUGUUGAACAAUGGACAGUCAUUGAGGGAUGUGAAAUUAAAACAGAUUAUGGACCUCUGUUGCACACACUGGCUGAGUUUGGAUGGCUCCUGACCUGUGUCCUGCCUACACCGAUUGUACGACAUGACAGUGAAGGAAAUCUGGCCACAAAGCAAGUAAUUUUUCUUCAGAGACCAGUUAUGUGGAAUUCUGCUGCCCAGACACCAGAGAGGAAAUCCUUAAGACAAGUUACUGGGGAGGAUAAAGGCAAAGUGUCCAGCAGAAGUGUUGGAUUAGAUACAGCAACUUCUCGCCCUGUAGAAAUUGGACAACCAUCUGAUGAGUUUCACCUUUCUCCAUCUAAACAAUGUUGGAUCAAGGAGGGAUCCUCUCACUAUGGAGGCUUUGCUGGCUUCAGUAGCAGUGAUGCAGUGUUAAGGGAACUGGAUGAUGGACAGUUUGACCAGGAAGAUGGAGUGACUCAGGUCACGUGUAUGUGAUGAAACUGAGUGCAAGACUGGGGGCUCUGCUAACUUGUUCACGCUGUUGACAAGGAAGGAAGCAAAUGCUGCAGAACAGUGACAGUUUGAAUUGUGGGAGAGAGAAAGGAGUGAGGGUGUUUUGUAUUUUCCACAAGCUGGAGGAGUGUUUUGGGUUUUGUUUUUUUUUUUUUUAAAGGUCUUGUAAAUAUCGGUUGGGAAAAUGAACUGUUUGGCUGUUGUCAAGUUUUAAUGUGAUUGUUGUUUGACUUGCCUUGCAUACAUUCAAAAGCUUAGAGAAAUAUUCAGUCUUUGACUAGAGUGGGAAUAACUUAAGCUACAUUCAGACUUGGUGUCUACAGAAAACCUCUGGAGGCAGGCGCUUGCUUCUGUAAAUACAGCUUCACCUGUGAUGGCUUCAUCAGGGUUCCUUGUACAUCUGAGCCAAAAGCCUUCUGAUCAGGUAAAUUGUGUAGUGGUAUACACAGGAGUGGAAAUGAACCAUUCAACCCUGAAAGAUAACUUUCAGUCUACUAAAAGGUAAUUUGAAAAGCUCCUAAGAAGCAUUGACAGCUGCUUGGUGCACAGUGAUGUGAUCAGAGGAGGAGCAAGUGGGCUAAGCUUCACGGGCACCAUAGAUCAUAGGCUACAUAGAACUAUGCUGUGUUAGACAAAAACUUCCUCAGCUAAAUGUAUCUCACACUGGGUGAAGUCUAUUCAGCUGCAUCAAAUAAGAAAAAGUCAGAGGUGGUGUCCCAGCUGCCCUGGGGCUCUCCCUGUCCACAGUGGUGGAUGCUGGCACUAAAUCAUAGAAUCACAGAAUCAGUUUGGUUGGAAAAGACCAUUAAGAUACAGUCCAACCAGUGACUUUGCAAUGGGCAAAUGAAUGCAGUGACAAGAACAGUGACAAACUGACUCCAAAUGAGCACCCAAGGAGCUGACCAGGAUGGUGGAAGUAAGACUGGGAUCUUGAUGGUAGGAAGCUGUGCAAAAAGGACACUGGCAGAAGCUGCUUAUUGCAAUGUGUUUUUAAGACCAGGCUGGAUGUGACUCUGGGCAUUGUGAUCUAGUGGUAAGUUUCCCUAUGUCAUGGGAGUUGGGAACUAGAUGAUCCUCGAGGUCCUUUCCAACCCUGACAGUUCUGUGAUUCUGUGAUUAAGCAAGAAGUAGCUCAUGAAAGAAGAAAGUUUCACUUGUAUGAUAAGCAUGAGUAGUACAAAGCCUUAAUGUUACUGCUGUUAAUUUUUACAGGGCAGGGCAGAUCCAUUAUACUUGUAUUAGUUGUCAUAGCUGGGAGCUUGAAAUUAUUAUUGCUUUGGAGCUGUUCCCGUUUUAUGAUUAAAUUGUUGUAGGCAGGCUGGUUUUUUUAACUUCAGAACUGGUUGGAAUAUGUUUGGGUUUCUUUGACCCAGAAAAAUCCAUAGUCCUAAAGCUGAAGCCAUUCCUUCAGCUUCUUUUUCCUAUUGUUCCAUUGAAAAGGGCAACUUCUGUUUUCUCAUUUGAGUUUCUGAAGAAAAAAGCUGGAAGCUUGGCAGAAGCUUCUGAAUCAUACCUAUUUCUAGAGGCAGGUACCUGUAGUAGAGAAGCAGGAGUGUGCACACCACAGGGAGUAUCUGUGAUAGUAGGCACUGUAAGAAAUCCUCUCACUAGGGCUUCUCUCCCCAGUUUCCUACCAGCAUCUCAAGUGCAUAGAUGUGGGGAAUGCCUUGUUCUACUUCCAAAAAAACUUCUCUUGAGUUACCCAGAACUCCCAUGUGUAUACUUUUAACUACUGGUGGUUCUCCAUACAAGUCAAACCUGUAAAACCAACCUUUUGGUGGUUUUGGUGGAUUUACUGCUUCAGAACUCUAGGAAAUAUGAAUAAUCCAAGUUAAAGCUUUUAAAGUAUGUCCAAUUACCUUUACAAAGCAUUAUCUCUACUUAGAUGGGUAACAGUAGUGAAAACUGGAUUGCAGCUCUUUAAAUAGCUUACAGUCUAAAGUAAUAAAUUGAAUCUUCCUAGAAUAUAUACAUUGGAUAAAAGAAUCUUUUAACUGAGAUAUUUUCCUACCAGUUGUUAAGGACACAGAAAAUUCCAGGAAAUUAGUGUCUUACUAGAAGAAUUUUAUGGAAUGUGGGAAGAAGUUGAACAUGGCUCUGGAUGCCCACAGGUACACUGUAUAACAUCCCCAUAUUUGGCAAGAUAGGUGCUGCUUAAGAUGAAAUAAAGCCAUAUCCCUUUUCAGCAGCCUUCAGUUUUAACUGUGCUGUGGUCCUUGCUCUGGACUGUCAGCUGUCAAGAGUGCUGCAAACCUGGAUUUUUCUAGGCUUUUUAAUUCAGUGUAAAUAUGUUGUUUUCUCUGAAGCCACUCAGCUAUUCCUGUGUAGUUUAGGACAGCUGGGUUUUUAAUGCCAUGUUGCCUUGAAGGAGGUAAAGUAACCCCUGCUGUAGAAACAUUCAUCUAAAUUGUUUUCCUAGCUUUUUGUUGUCUUUAACCUGACAGGGCUACAUUUAGGCUAUAUAUUGGGGAAAAAAUAAAAUGGAAUUCUUCACCUGGAACAAAAAUCAACAUGAUGCGAGCCAAGGUCAAAGGAAAGUAGUCUGGCCUCUACGGAGUGGGAGUACAUUUCUCAGCAUUCUUGUUUUGAUGCAAGAACUCGAGGGAAGCAUGGAGAGGGUAAGUAGCAGGUCUGAACCAAGUAAUGGUGGCUAUUCAGCUAACUUCUGGAUGCUGUAUACAAACUGCAUGGAGAUUGAAAAAUUCCUGUCAGGAAAAAAACAUUGUCUUAACAUCUCUUGGUCACUGAAGCAGAAGCUGUUGGAAACCCUAUGAUCUGGUCUGACUGCAGUCUCAUCCUGUUCUUGAGCAUACUGUAAGCACCAGAGCUUCAUCCCUUGUGGGUGUGUGGCUGAAUGUCCGCUUCCUUUCAGCAUCAGAGAGAGUAAGCUGCUUGCUUUGCCUCUGCAAAAAUUACCUGCCCUUGUGCAGUAGCUGGGGAACACAGAAUAAAUUACUCAUCCUCCUAGGAUAUGGAUGCUGAAAUCAAGAAUUGAAAAUCCUUCUGGAAGAAAUUAUAGAAAGCAUUCUGGUUUGUUCUUUGUACUUUAAAAUUCAGAAAGCCAACUGUAUCUCAUCUGGAGGGAGGAGGGGAGGGUGGAUUUGAGGUAGAAAGGAUUCCAGUUUAAGCUGCUUGUUUCACCACAAGCAUUAAGGGAUGCUUUUAUUGGUGUUGUCAUCAGCACUGUCCUGUGAUUAAACUGUUUAACAAUCACAAGAGCUGUCAGAGUCUGUCAAGAUGUUUUUGUGUGCUUCUACUGAUAUGUAUGCGUGGGGUGUGUGUCAUACACACAAUUCAGUUUUCGGAGACAGAAAGCAACCAGUGCUGAUCAUAACUUCUGCAGAAGACUUUAUGCUUUCUGAUGUUUAAAUUCUUUGGAGAGGAAAUAUCUUUCUAAUGUUUACAAGGAGAAGGAAACUGUCCACUGAAGGAAAAAAAAAAGUUGUGCCCCUCUCAUAACUGUCAGAACAGUUUAUUUACAUACUUGGUCAACUCCAAUAAACUGCUGAUUAAUUGCUGUA